UCCAAAUUUCCCCCAAAUUAUUCUUUGUCGCAUUGAAUUAGGGUUUUUCAAUCCUCUGUCUGAUCGACAAUCUCACGCUCGCCAACCACCUCAUUUUCGUUUGUAUUGUUAUGUACAUUUGCAGGCAAUAUAAAUGGGAAACAAAUCAAAGAAUUCUGCUGAUGAUAAGAGGUUCAAUGUAAAAUGGACGGAACAUUGGGAUACCGUCUUCGUUGACGCUCUUGUGCACCAACAAAGCAUGGGAAACAGGGUUGAUAAGGUUUUCACUACUGCGGCUUAUAAUAACAUCGUGACAGAACUGCGCGAUAAACUUGGCGAGCCGUUUCAGAAAGAUCACUUGAAAAAUCGUAUGAAAACUCUUAAACAUCAUUUGAAGGAGUGUCACUACCUUUUUGGUGGUAUUAGUGACUUUACAUGGAGUCCAGAGACAAAAUUGUGGACUGCGGAGCCUGAAGUGUGGAAAGAUCUAAUUCAGGCGAGACCCGAUGCAAGAAAAUGGAUGUUUACACCCAUACCGAACUAUGAUAAGUUAUUGCUGCUUUUUGCAAAUGAAACUGGUGACAGUUUUGCUAUGUCAAAGGAUGAAGGAAAUCCAAGGUUUAACUGGAGGAGUGGCAGCGAUUUGAAUUGUGCUGCCGAUCAUGUCAUGUCGCAAAACGAUGUGACUCUUACAUUGGAGGACUUAAACGGUACAAAUGACGGAAAUGAUCUGCUGCCAACUUCAGCAGAAGCAAAUUCUCAAAUUGAUAUUCAGCCACCUUCUCAGUCUGCUACUUCUUCCAAAGGCAAGAAAAGAAAGGCUACUAGGAAUUUUGACUUUGAGAGAGAGCUUUCGAGCGUAAGGGAUGCAAUCAAAGAUGUCGCCGCAGCAAUUAGGGAGGGAAAUGCCAUAGCAGAGAGGAGUCGGCCCCAUGUUUAUUCAGAGCAGGAAGUGUUCAGAGAACUCGUUAACAUAGGCAUUGAAAAGCAGUUGCGGUUUAGGGCUUACACCUUCCUAAUUGCGAAUGCUAGAAGGGUUCGAGCCUUCUUUGGAUGCCCGGUCGGGGAGCGCAAGGAAUUCCUGUUGCAGAUGAUGUAUAGUCCUCAGGACUGUUGACUGACUUCAUAUAGUUGCAGAUAGAUAAGCUGGUGAAGGUUUUCAAAUGUAAAUGAAGGAUUGAUCUUCUAUGAUUGCAGAUGGUUCUUUUUGUUGUUUGGAAAUCAAUUAAAUUGAUAAAAGCAAUAGAUUAACAUUCAAUGUAAACUUUGUGCUACUUAAUCUUAAAAACAAUACUGGGGCUUUUAUUUGAUGAUAAGAAAAGCUAGUAUUAU
Messenger RNA from Morus notabilis, 1311 nucleotides. RefSeq lists its product as uncharacterized. Bases 134 to 1096 code for a protein of 320 amino acids. The transcript has 3 exons. NCBI's taxonomy places the organism in Eukaryota, Viridiplantae, Streptophyta, Magnoliopsida, Rosales, Moraceae. The record is from RefSeq and is a predicted model, not a curated record.